Molecule: messenger RNA, 5000 nt
Organism: Anopheles funestus (African malaria mosquito)
Lineage: Eukaryota; Metazoa; Arthropoda; Insecta; Diptera; Culicidae
Product: mucin-5AC-like
Exons: 4
Coding region: 162-4694 (1510 amino acids)
Molecular function (GO): protein dimerization activity
Source: RefSeq, a predicted model, not a curated record
AUGAGUUGGUUUACGCCUGAUGGUAGGAAAUACAAGAGCUUGUUCGGAUAAAUUCGUUCCAAGAUGUGUGUUAUUUUGAUAAAAGGUGUAAUUAUUCGGUAAUAUGUUUGAAGGGGCAUGUAGCAUACCCUCCACAGCGACACGUGCUAGUGAAGUAAAGGAUGACAAAAAAGAAACCCUCUCCACAAAAUCGCAUCUGGGAAAAGGAGCGACGGGAACGGCUGAACAAAACAUUCGAUGAUCUUCAGCGCCUUCUUCCUGACCAUGAACCAGCAUCCGCGCUCAGCAAGGUGGAAAUCCUGCAACGGGCAAUCGAGCUCAUUAGUAAACUACAAAAAAAGAUUAAGGUGCUGAUAGAAGAAUGCAAUGAUCCACUGAAAGAACAUGUUAAGGAGCAAGAGCAUCGUCUACAGCGGCUGCUAGUUAGAAAUGAAGAACUGGCGGGAUUAUUGCGCAAGGCCAAAAUUAACGUUCCACCAUGCAAGUAUACGAUCGCCGAGGAGGAUAUACAGCGACAGAAUGAGGAGAAAGAGAAUGGAAACCGGGAUAAGAAACCGGUAGCGAAGCAACGUCGCACGGGAACAACUCCCAAAAAAUCACCUGUGAUAGACAAACAGCCUCCGGCAAGUGUAGCGAGUUCGGAGUCUUUAGAGUUAAGUGUUGUUAAAUGUAUUCCAUCGACCGUCAGUGGGGUGAACGGUGCGCUCAGCAGUUGCAGUUCUUGCAGUAUCUUAGCCACUACUGGGCCACCUGCAUUGAGACACUCAAAUGGCAUUGGUCCCGGAAAUGGUGUGAACGUCACACCUGCUCUACAUCCCACCCCGAUAAUGACCACCAGCGUUAUAAUAUCAAACAAUGGGAACCUUGUACAAGUACCGAUCGUGGCGCCUCCCUCGUCGUUACUUAUCGUUGGAAAUGAAGAUGUCCGAUCAAAAAUAAAUCUAAAAAAUCGUCCCACUGAUGCCAGCCCGGCACGAUAUAGAGGCAAGCGGGGGAAAUUUACCAUAAAAUCGAUUGACCUUAUCCCCGGCAGGAUAGUGAAUGGUAAGAUACCAAUACCACCAUUAAGAAGAAAUACGUCCGACAGCUUGAAAGCAGCUUCCAAAGCGCCCAGAUUGAAACGGAAGCGAUUGAUUGAAAAGUGUAAAAGGAUGCGAAAAUCCAGCACGUCAACAUCUACCACUACUAGGCAGAAUAAAGCUCAUGAUUCAAAGCUAGCAAAACGCCCACGGCUCCAUGAGAUAGGAAAAACUUACAACGAAGGAAAUACGAAAAGCGACGGUGACACACAUCAAAAGCAAAAUGAGCACGUGCUUGACCCAGCAGUUAGUAAAAUCCCACCCAAAGAACAACGGAAAAAUACUCAUACGAAUUUGAACGAACCAGCACGCGAAACACAUCUAGAUAUUAGUUUAAACCAAACGGAACUGACGGAAGAUAUUUUUGCAAACCUACAUGUUGGCCCCGAUGGUUCAAAUGUGCAUGGAAAUGGAAACGAAGAUGGCACACUAUCACCGACAGCAGCUUACCUGAUGAACUUUCCGAUUGUAGCUGGCGGUGGCAAAGCAGCUGGCAAUCAUGCAGACACCGGCGAAGGUGAAGAAUGCCAGCACGAUUCAGCGCCAGUAGAACACCAACCAUCGAAGUCAAACAUUACUGCGACAAACGAGCAAACAAAUGGUAUAUUAUUGGAUAAUUUUUCAUCGUAUUUCAACUACGGACACAUAGAUACGAUGGGCGUAGGAGGUGCCCCAACGAUGGGACAUGAUGUUUCAGCUUUACACUCGAUUCCCACAUUAGCGGCGAGUGUGUCGACGGCAGUAACGACAACAUCCCAUUCAAUUGCAGCUACCGGUUCCACCACGAAGGAAAACAAUUUCACCAAUUUCCCCACCAUUUAUCAAUCGAUCGAUAAUAUGCUUGAUAAUAGACCUGUAGCGACAAACAGAUCGACGGCGGUUGGUUCAACGAACAGAUCCCUCUCGACGGAUACGGACUUCCCUGGCAGUGUAACGUUUACCUUCACGCUUACAUCUAACACCUGUACAGCUCCGACGACGGCACAACCUACGAUCGGUUCAGCUCAUUUUUAUGGCUCUUCCUGUGGUGCUCUUAACCCGGUGAAAGCAGUAGACGAGUUUAGCUCACCGCUAAAACCAUCGAUUGAAUUUACAUUCUCGCUUACCAGCACGACCGCUUCACAGCCCCGUACCGUUCAAUCGCAGUACACUAACAGCUCGAUGCUGGCGACAACGAUGACCACGCCGUCCUACGAGACGUAUGGAUACUUUCACAAAAAUGUUUCCAAAGCCGGCAACUAUUGUGCAUCAUUUAAUGUGCUCGAUCCAUUACUGGCCACCGAAAAGCCCGCCACCAGCUUUACGUUUAGCCUUACGUCCUCUACUAAGACGGAACCGGCAUACGCGCAAUCGACAAUAGUGACGGUCUCGUCCACCAACACUACACAAACGUACGGGACGCCACCGAAGUUGUCCACGAAGCAGUACCAUCAGCCAACUGUAGACAGUUUUCCACCAAAGCAAACACCUGCUCCCAAGGCGGAUAAGGUUUCCCAGAGGGCAAACAAAGGAAAUGGUUCUCACAGUGCUCAUGCAAAUGGGAUGCAGCAGCAACAACCGCAACAGCAGCCGAAUCAGUCUCAACAGCAGUCAGCAUCCAAAUACGAUGUAUCCUGGAUGGCAGCAGGUGUACAUAACGGCCAAUCUACAGUCUCAUCCCAUAGUAAUCAACAUCAACAAACGCAGCAUUCGAGCUACGAGCCUGCACCCUUGAUCGAGUUCCCAACAACGGUCGGCUAUAGCACCACGAACAACUACAAAUCGGACAUCUUUUUUGCGCAUCCACCGGGCGAAGAGCAUAAUCUAACAUGGUCAUCACCUAGCAAACUGUCCAACAUACUGAACGAUAGUUCAUCGCCAUAUUUUCCACCCGUAACGCUUCCCACGCUGAAUGGCGAUUUAGCGCUCAACACUUCCGGUGGUGUAAAUUCGUUUGGUGGUGGUGUAAGUGCCGGCCCCACUCACAAACCGACAAGCUGCAAAGUCGCUACAAAUCACACCAAAAAAUCGUACACGCACAGUAGCUCCGUAGGAACGGUACACAAUGAAGCACCAUCCAGUGGUAGCUUCCUUUCCGUAAGCCAACUCGUAAAUGAACCCUCGAAAUCCUAUCCCGGCAAUACCAACAGCAAUGUGAUUGCAAUGAGCGGUAGCAGCAGUUCCGGCGUAUGUCAGCAGAAACCGGCAAAUAAUAAUUAUUCGGCCGAGGCUCUGAUCGGCAACUCGUACACCACUCAUUCGAACUAUUCUUCCGUUGGUCUGGAGAAUGGACGUAAGGAUAAGCCGUUCGAGUAUGGAACCAACACGAUAGACAAUGUUCCAAAUACGGCGGGUCCUUUAAUACUGAAUUUCGAUUCAUUUGCAAACACGUCCGGGAUGGAUUACAAUAAGGGAUAUAAUUUUGGUAAUCAACAAAAUGGGUACAUUACCUCAUCGUACGGAGACGCUGCGUACAGUGGAUCGAGCAAUUGUGGUAUAGCAUCGAACGUUGCCACAUCGUCCAGUAUACCUUACUACGGGAAGGCAUCAGUUGCGCAAGGUUACUAUAACCAAUCGAGCACGGAAGGUACGAUGUUGGAGACGGGAUCUUCUUCAACUGCCGCAAACUAUCCCAGCGCAAGUCAUCCUCAAUCCAUUGGACAAGAUUAUGCACCCUACUAUCUGCCAGCUUUUGGAGAGAAAAAGCAAUAUCCCACACCAACGCAUGGUGGAUCAUCUGACCAGCCGGGUACUAAAAUAAAGAAAAGCCACAAAUCAACCGCUGUUGUUCCUGCGGUGGACUAUGUUUGCCAUGCUACUGUCACUUCUACUACGAUGGCUUCUACUACCAUGAGUUCUAGUACCUCAAACUAUAGCUAUACGUCGUUGAGUAAUGUAUCGAAUAAUGCGCUAAUUGCAUCUUCAGGAUCUUUAGAUCAUGGUACAUCACAAAUGGAUGUUUCAUCUUAUUCAAACUACCAUCAUCAUCAUCGGCACAAUUACCAUCAGCAGCAGCAGCAGCAACAACGAUUGCCCAUUCAACAAGCGGGGAAUAUAACAUCCGACUCUUACAGUAGCACAUCCUCAGGAACGGCGGUUAGUCGCAAACCUGUGUCUGCAUCCACCACUACUGCUUCAUCGUACAACUACACGCAAUAUUCGUCGGAAAAAUCUAUCCAACCAUCACACCACGACGCACACCAACAGCAGCCAUCCUAUUCGACAUCAUUCGUUGGUGGCCAUCAUAGCCAUCAUUUAAAUCUCUCGUCCUGCAUCAACCCUUCCCCGGCAGUUAGUUAUGCAAACGUGCAUUCGACACAUUCUGCUUACGGACAGCAAACAGCAACUUCCCAUCAGGGUCACUACUAUCGACAGUCACAUCAACAGCAGCAGCAGCAACAUCACCAACUACCGGGCAUGUCUUCUUCCACCAGCUCAGCCGUUCCUGUGCCCAACAGUAGCAGUACAUCGAGUAGCACCAUAACGAACUUCAACCUGAGUACAAUAUGUCCGGAAAUUAAUGACAAAACGGGCCGGUCAAGAGAUGGCCGAUCGGCAGUAACAUCCGUACCGGGAACGGUUGCAGCAACAACGGGAAUACCAUCAUCCGUUCCCUCUAUAAUAGCUCAUUGGUAAUAAGACAGGCUUACCAAAAGGCAGGGUACUGUUGAGUGAGAAUUUCGAAUCUAGUGCAAUCAUUUUAAAGCAUACUCUUUGUAUAAACUAAUUCUUAGGCUUAGGUAUCUAUCGCCAUUUAGCUAGGAUAGGGUGAGGGAAAAGGGGAGACAAAAACAUUCUACAACUGCGUGUGUGUGUCUCCGAAGUCAACUGUUUGCAGACUGUUUGUGGUGUAUAGUGUCGAAGGCUUUCUGUAAGCUAUUGAAAUGUUUAAUUUUAUUAACUUAAAUCUAUUACUAAUAAAGCAUAUUUAACUUAUGCAAU